This is a messenger RNA of Episyrphus balteatus (marmalade hoverfly), 476 nucleotides long. Its product is annotated as endocuticle structural glycoprotein SgAbd-3-like. NCBI's taxonomy places the organism in Eukaryota, Metazoa, Arthropoda, Insecta, Diptera, Syrphidae. The transcript is spliced from 2 exons. Bases 31 to 423 code for a protein of 130 amino acids. The record is from RefSeq and is a predicted model, not a curated record.
UUCAUUAUCAAAAUAAGUCACUUUAAAAAAAUGCAUUCAAUUUUGAUUGUUUGUUUGGCAUUUGGCAUUGCUGCUGUUAAUUGUGCUGCUGCAAGAGAUGGCCCUGUUCUAGAAUCAACAAUUGGAAAUGAUGGCAAUUUUCAUUUACGUCUUGAAGAUGCUGAUGGAACAAAAAUUCUUGAAGAUGGACAUUUGAAGAAAGCUGGUGAUAAGGAUGGGGAAGUUAUCGAAGGUUUAUUCUCAUUCAUUAAAGAUGGCCAAACAUUCGAAACUAGUUUUACUGCCGAUGAAAAUGGUUAUCAGCCAAAAGGAGCCCAUAUACCAACUCCACCACCAGUUCCAGAAGCUAUUGUACGUGCAUUAGAAUACAUUGCUAAACAUCCAGCUGUUCAGUCAGAAAAAUUAAGCUCAAUUAAGGGUUAGAUAAAUAGUGUUUAUUACUUUGCUAUUUCGGCAGUAUUAAAUAUACGCUCUCA